UAAUUAAAAGAACGGCCGGGAAAGUUUCCAAAUAUUUUUAACAUAAUUUUUUUAUGGUCCGGCGAUUUCGAAACACCGCUGUUUUUUAUUCAUACACUCAUCUUUUUAAUUUCAGUUUUUCCCGAGGUUAGGGGAUAAUUGCCUCCCAUUUUACUAAAACGACAUUGAUACCGUGAUUCCGGUACGGAUUAUAAACAGAGCUGUGUCCUUAUCGGCCUACACUUGCUGUCCCGAGAAAUAAAAUGUUAUUGGUGUACCUAAUGGUAUUUAACCUACUUGUGAAUUCGCAGGCUAACAAAAUAGUUGAUUUUGCGGAACAAGCUGCAGAUUUUGUUGAGCAAUGGAUAAAAUUUCAGCUGGAUUACGCUAAAAACUACACCAAACAAGAGAGCCUCUUUAGGUUUGCAAUAUUUAAGCAGAACUUAAAAAGAAUAGAGAAACACAAUACAAAAUUCCUCCAGGGCUUAAUGACUUUCAAAAUAGGACUAAAUCAGUUUGGUGACUUAACAAAAGAAGAAUUUAUUCAAACAUUGACCGCAAACCCUUCAAACUUGGUAUCAAAAAGAUCCAUUAAUGAGAGCCACAGAACGAUUCGACAGGUGCCUGAAUAUUUCGACUGGAGGGAACAAAGCGCAGUCGGAAGCGUCAAGAACCAGGGAAACUGCGGUUCAUGCUGGAGUUUCAGUGCUAUUGGUGCUCUUGAAAGUCAAGUGUAUUUAAAAACCGGCAAAAUGGUAUCUCUAAGUGAACAAAAUCUUAUUGACUGUGCAAAAGACAAUAUCAAUCAUGGUUGUCAAGGUGGUUGGAUGGCAAAUGCUUUUGAGUACCUGAAAAACAAUUAUGUCACAUCUGACAGUGAAUACUCUUACGUGGGUGUGCAGCAACAAUGCCAAAUAAACGAGAGGCAAACAAAGAUAAGCAUAAGAGGAUACCAACGAGUACAAGGCAACGAACAAGUUUUAAAGGAAGCGGUUGCUACUAUUGGACCUAUUACAGCAGCUAUGGACGCGUCAAAUUUACAAUUUUAUUCCAACGGUGUUUACAGAGAUGAUGAAUGCUCCCCAAAUUAUGUGAAUCAUGGUGUACUGAUUGUAGGCUAUGGUAAUGAAGCCGGCAGGGACUACUGGUUAAUCAAAAACUCUUGGGGAUCAUCCUGGGGGGAAAAUGGCUAUUUUAAAAUUAUACGAAAUAGGGGCAAUCAAUGUAAUUUGGCAUCUUACACAAUGUAUCCAAUUUUAUAAAUAUCAGUUGAAUUAUAUAAUUUUAAAACCUCAAGCAAAUUAUUUUUUAUUUCG
Molecule: messenger RNA, 1295 nt
Organism: Cylas formicarius (sweet potato weevil)
Lineage: Eukaryota; Metazoa; Arthropoda; Insecta; Coleoptera; Brentidae
Product: procathepsin L-like
Exons: 4
Coding region: 243-1241 (332 amino acids)
Cellular component (GO): lysosome
Molecular function (GO): cysteine-type endopeptidase activity
Source: RefSeq, a predicted model, not a curated record